Molecule: messenger RNA, 2238 nt
Organism: Rotaria sordida
Lineage: Eukaryota; Metazoa; Rotifera; Eurotatoria; Philodinida; Philodinidae
Source: the annotation of a GenBank genome assembly
AUGAAUCUCGUUUCAAAACCAACAGAAAAUCAAUUUAAUUCACGUGGCCAAGAUGUUCUUCCAUUAACUUUUAAAUUAUUUCCACAACGUAGUGAAUCAGUUGAUAACGGCAAUCGUAUAUCACCAUCCAAUAAUCCUUUACAACGUAUUCUUUCACAACCAGAUAUUGUCAAUCCAGCAGAUACGGAAACUCUUACAUUUAAAUCAAUUCCAGCAUCACCAUUUCGUUUAUUUGGUUCAACAACAUCUGUAUCAAAUAGUAAUAGCAAUACAUUAAAAAAACUAUCAACAACGGAUAAAAUACGACGAAAACGAACACCAAAAAUUGAUGAUAAUAUUGAUGGACAAAAAGUAAAAAGACGUAAAAGUGAUAUGAAUAUGAAUCAAACAAAACAACAAGAACCUUCAUCAUCAAAUCCUCUCUUAUCAUCAAUAGAUAAAAAAAUGACAACAGAUACAAAUAAAACAAUUGCAAAUUAUCGAGAUAUUGGAUUUUCACCAGCUUCAUCAGCACAAAGUGAUUCAUGUUCAAAUUCAAAUCAUACAUCAGAAUCAUCAACUAUGUCAAUACUCAAUUCAAAACUAACUCAAACUGAUAUAACAGGAACAAUUAAUUCGACAACAGAUGAACUUGAAGCUAAGAACAGUCAAAUACAAACUUUAACUCGAGAACGAGAUGAAUUACGUCGACAAUUAUCAGAUAUUAAAAAAGAUUUUGAUAAACAACAUAAUAUACUUCAAAAAUGUCUGGCUGUUAAUAAAAAAUUACUUGUAGAAAAAUCAACGUUAGAACGAAAACAAGCACGACAAAAAUGUAUGGAAAAUCGUUUAAGACUAGGUCAAUUUGUUACACAACGACAAGGUGCAACAUUUGUGGAAAAUUGGACAGAUGGUACAGCAUUUACUGAUAUUUCUAAACAACAAGAAAUGAUACAACGUGCUCGUGAAGAACUUGAUCGUGAACGUCGUAAUUUACUACGUCGUCGACCGAAUUGUGAAGUUAAAGAAAAGCCACCUAAAACGCCUAAUUCAAAAUCAAGAAUGAAAGAUCGUACAGGUGCAUUUAUACCACAAGAUGAAAGUAGUAACGAUGGUAUGAAAACUAAUGAUGCAAAUAAAGCAUUAAUAUUAAGUGAAUGGAAUGAAUCAGAUGAAAUUCUACGUUUACGACAAGCAUCAUUAAAAAAAGAAGAAAUGGAUCUUCAAAUGGAAUAUGAAAAAUUGGAACGAGAAAGAAAUUUACAUAUACGUGAAUUAAAACGGAUUUAUAAUGAAGACCAUUCCAGAUUCCAAGACCAUCCUGUACUCAAUGAUCGUUAUCUACUUUUAAGUCUCAUUGGUAAAGGUGGUUUUAGUGAAGUUCAUAAAGCAUUCUGUUUAAAAGAACAACGUUAUGUUGCCGUUAAAGUUCAUCAACUUAAUAAAGAAUGGAAAGAAGAAAAGAAAGCAAAUUAUAUAAAACAUGCAUUACGUGAAUGUGAUAUUCUUAAAACACUUGAUCAUCCUCGCAUUGUUCGUCUUUAUGAUGUAUUCGAAAUCGAUACAGAUUCAUUUUGUACUGUUCUUGAAUAUAUCGAAGGAAAUGAUAUAGACUUUUUUUUAAAACAACAUAAAUAUAUUCCUGAAAAAGAAGCACGUUCAGUGGUUAUGCAAACUGUAAGCGCUUUAAGAUAUUUAAAUAAUGGUAUAAAACCACCUGUGAUCCAUUUUGAUUUAAAACCUGCCAAUAUAUUAUUGGGUACUGGUACAAGUAGUGGUGAAAUUAAAAUAACAGAUUUUGGUUUAAGUAAACAAAUGUGUGAAGAUACAUAUGAUCCUGAACAUGGAAUGGAUUUAACAUCUCAAGGAGCUGGAACAUAUUGGUAUCUUCCUCCGGAAGUAUUUGUUCAAGGACCAAAUCCUCCAAAAAUCUCUUCAAAAGUCGAUGUAUGGAGUUUAGGUUGUAUUUUUUUUCAAUGUUUAUACGGACGAAAACCUUAUGGUCAUAAUCAAUCUCAAGCAGCAAUCUUAGAAAAUCAAACAAUAUUAAAAGCCAAAGAAGUUGAAUUUCCACCUAAGCCAAUCAUAUCCGAUGGAGCAAAAACAUUCAUUAGACGUUGUUUAACUUAUAAUGUUCGUGAUCGACCAGAUGUAAAUCAAUUAAGUGAUGAUGAAUAUCUUCGUUCAUAUCCAAAACGUUCGACAACUAAUGCGUCAGCUCGAACAGCUCAAUUAUUAAUGAAUGACAGUUCAAAUUGA